Molecule: messenger RNA, 837 nt
Organism: Gigantopelta aegis
Lineage: Eukaryota; Metazoa; Mollusca; Gastropoda; Neomphalida; Peltospiridae
Product: surface protein-like
Exons: 3
Coding region: 1-837 (278 amino acids)
Source: RefSeq, a predicted model, not a curated record
AUGGAAAGUGAAGGAGAUGGUGAUUCUUCAAGUGAAGGUGAUGGCGAGAUUUCAAAUGAUGAUAGUGAAAGAGAUGGUGAUGUUGACUCCGAAGAUGAUAGUAUAGGUGAUGGUGAUUCUUCAAGUGAAGGUGAUGAUGACGCUUCAAAUGAGGUUAAUGAAGGAGACAGUGAUGUUGACUCCGAAGAUGAUAGUGAAGGUGAUGGUGAUUCUUCAAAUGAAGGUGAUGAUGACGCUUUCAAUGAAGUUAAUGAAGGAGACAGUGAUGUUGACUCCGAAGAUGAUAGUGAAGGUGAUGGUGAUUCUUCAAGUGAAGAUGAUAGUGAAGGUGAUGGUGAUUCUUCAAGUGAAGGUGAUGAUGAGGCUUUAAAUGAGGUUAAUGAAGGAGACGGUGAUGUUGAUUCCGAAGAUGAUAGUGAAGGUGAUGGUGAUUCUUCAAGUGAAGGUGAUGAUGAGGCUUCAAUGAGUGAAGGUGAUGAAGAUACGUUAAAUGAGGUCAGUGAAGGAGAUGGUGAUGUUGACUCCGAAGAUGAUAGUGAAGGUGAUGGUGACACUUCAAAUGAUGUUAGUGAAGGUGAUGGUGACUCUUCAAAUGAAAAUGAUGGUGACUCUUCAAAAGAUGACAGUGAAGGUGAUGGAGAUUCUUCAAAUGAAAAUGAUGGUGACUCUUCAAAGAUGACAGUGAAGGUGAUGGAGAUUCUUCAAAUGAAAAUGAUGGUGACUCUUCCAAAGAUGACAGUGAAGGUGAUGGAGAUUCUUCAAAUGAAAAUGAUGGUGACUCCUCAAAUGAUGAUAGUGAAGGUGAAAAUGAUGACUCCACAAUUGAAGAUACUAUAA